ACUGCUGUUUUGUUGCCCACAAUAUUAUCACUCCGUAUUUCGCUAACUAAUACAUAUACAUACACAUACCCACACAGCCAAGAAAGAUCGAUCGAGCGUUUCAGCCUGGAGGCCUGAUUUUCCUUUUCAUAUCGCUCUCGAGGUUAACAUUUUGGUGGCAUUGAUAAUUCUGAUCUUGACUUGUGACGGUCCUGUUCUUUUGUUACGGUUUUUUCGUAUUUUGGAUCUUUCGAGUUUCAUUUAAAAGGACGGGGAAUGCAGAAAGAUGUGCUUGAACGCUAGAAGGUCUUUCGGUGAGGUUGAGGCUGGAGCUCGUUUUGAGCCAUCCUACUAUUAUGCGUUUGAUGAGAUUGGACAGGUGUAUAGCCAUGUCGGGUUCUGUUAUCUAAUGCCAGCGGUGGCUAAAUAUUUCGGGGCGCAGAUUAUAUCUUAUCACGACCACUGUGAAGACGGUUGAACUGCUAUUAUCGUAUUGUUAAGUGGCAAAGUAGGGAGUACUAGAAAUGGAGAGUGAAGGGAGUGUUACGUUGCAACAUUACGAGUUAGGGAAAUUGAUAGGACAAGGGAGCUUUGCCAAGGUGUAUCGUGCGAGGAAUCUCAAGAAUGGCAUGAGCGUUGCUGUUAAGAUCAUCGACAAGGAAAAGAUUCUCAAAGCGGGAAUGAUGGAGCAAAUCAAACGGGAGAUCUCGGUGAUGAGGCUUGUGAAGCACCCGAGUGUAGUGCAUCUUCACGAGGUUAUGGCGAGCAAGACUAAGAUUUACUUUGUCAUGGAAUAUGUUAAGGGCGGUGAGCUCUUUAACAAGGUGGUCAAAGGGAAGCUAAAAGAAGAUGCGGCUAGGAAAUAUUUUCAGCAGCUGAUUAGUGCCGUUGACUUCUGUCACAGUCGAGGCGUUUACCACCGGGAUCUGAAACCCGAGAAUCUUCUGCUGGACGAGAACGGUAAUCUAAAGAUUUCGGACUUUGGGUUGAGCGCCCUUGCGGAAUCUAGGUGUCUAGAUGGCUUACUUCACACCACUUGUGGGACACCCGCAUAUGUUGCUCCCGAAGUGAUAACUAGAAAAGGCUACGAUGGUGCAAAAGCUGAUGUUUGGUCGUGCGGGGUGAUCUUAUACGUUCUAUUGUCUGGAUAUCUCCCCUUCCAAGAUCCGAAUUUGAUGGAGAUGUACCGAAAAAUAAGGAAGGCUGAGUUCAAGUAUCCUAACUGGUUCUCUCCCGAUGCUCGUAAACUGAUUUCGAAGAUAUUAGAUCCAAACCCUAAAUCCAGGAUUUCCAUUGCCAAAAUAAUGGAAAGUUCUUGGUUCAGAAAGGGUUUGGAUUUGAAAGCGGGUCCUGAUUCUAGAUCCAAAGACACUGAGGCAAAGGAGGCCUUAGUUGAUGUUUGUGAAAGCAUCAACAAGACAACAGAGGCAAACCAAGAAUCUGAAAAGCUCAAAAACUUGAACGCGUUUGAUAUCAUCUCAUUUUCAUCAGGUUUUGACUUGUCCGGUUUGUUUGUGGAAGAUGAUGAAAAGGGAGAGGAUAGAUUCACAUCCAGACAACCGGCAAAAGCCAUCAUCUCCAAGCUAGAAGACAUUGCUCAGCAUCUAAAGUUGAAGAUAAUGAAGAAGAAAGGAGGAUUCUUGAGAUUCGAAGGAUCAAGACUAGGAAGGCGAGGGGUUCUAUCCAUCGAUGCAGAAAUCUUUGAAAUUACUCCCGCUUUCCAUUUGGUGGAGUUGAAGAAGUCGAAUGGAGAUACACUAGAAUAUUGGAAAAUGAUGAAGCACGACAUAAGGCCAGCGUUGCAAGACAUCGUUUGGGCUUGGCAAGGUGAUCAACCGCGACCUCAGCAGCUCGAAGAACAACCAGACCUACACUCCUCACAACUCAUUACUAAGCUAUUGAUUUGAUUGACUGCUAUAAUGCGGAGAUUCGUGUAUAAUGCCAGCAAUCCGUGUCCAUUUAUGACUGCUUAAAAUUUAUUUCUUGAUGAAUGAUGCAUUUAUGUUCUUUUAGUCUGUCUUGGAAUAUUGUGAUAAUUGUAGGUUAUUGGAUUACUUGUAAUUUCUUGGA
Ipomoea nil (Japanese morning glory) is the source of this 2049-nucleotide messenger RNA. Its product is annotated as CBL-interacting protein kinase 18-like. Gene Ontology annotation, molecular function: protein kinase activity; ATP binding. Gene Ontology annotation, biological process: protein phosphorylation; signal transduction. The transcript is spliced from 3 exons. The record is from RefSeq and is a predicted model, not a curated record. Bases 504 to 1886 code for a protein of 460 amino acids. Lineage: Eukaryota; Viridiplantae; Streptophyta; Magnoliopsida; Solanales; Convolvulaceae.